This is a messenger RNA of Cuculus canorus (common cuckoo), 2324 nucleotides long. It is a transcript of the gene KLHL26, whose product is annotated as kelch like family member 26. The record is from RefSeq and is a predicted model, not a curated record. Bases 20 to 1831 code for a protein of 603 amino acids. NCBI's taxonomy places the organism in Eukaryota, Metazoa, Chordata, Aves, Cuculiformes, Cuculidae. Gene Ontology annotation, molecular function: protein binding. The transcript is spliced from 3 exons.
CUCCCCGCCCCCGCCGAAGAUGGCGGAGUCCGGCGGGGCCGAGUUCUGCGCGGAGCGGCCCGGCGGCAUGGCUGACAAGAACAGCACCCUGAAAUGCACGUUCUCUGCUCCUGGCCACAGCACCACUCUACUGCAGGGACUGGCCUCGCUCCGAGCUCAGGCUCAGCUGCUUGAUGUCAUCCUCACUAUAAAUAAUGAAGUGUUUCAGGUUCAUAAAGUUGUCUUGGCUGCCUGCAGUGACUAUUUCAGGGCAAUGUUCACGGGUGGGAUGAGAGAAGCCAGCCAAGACGUGAUCGAACUGAAAGGCGUGUCUGCAAAAGGACUGAAGCACAUCAUAGACUUUGCCUACAGCGCUGAGGUGACUCUCGAUCUUGACUGUAUUCAGGAUGUGCUGGGAGCCGCUGUCUUCCUCCAGAUGGUGCCCGUCGUGGAGCUCUGUGAAGAGUUCCUGAAGUCUGCCAUGAGCGUAGAGACGUGUCUCAAUAUCGGGCAGAUGGCCACCACCUUCAGCCUCGCGUCCCUGAAGGAAUCAGUAGAUGCGUUCACUUUUAGGCAUUUCCUCCAGAUCUCCGAGGAAGAGGAUUUCCUCCACCUGCCGCUGGAGCGCCUGGUUUUCUUCCUGCAGAGCAAUAAGCUGAAAAGCUGCAGUGAAAUCGACCUCUUCCGCGCUGCCGUCCGCUGGCUGCAGUACGACCCGGCACGCCGUGCCAACGCCAGCCAGGUGCUCUGCCACAUCCGCUUCCCACUGAUGAAGUCCUCAGAGCUGGUGGACAGUGUCCAGACCUUGGACAUCAUGGUGGAAGAUGUCUUAUGCCGACAGUAUUUGCUGGAGGCGUUCAAUUACCAGAUCCUGCCCUUUCGUCAGCACGAGAUGCAGUCCCCUCGGACCACCAUCCGCUCAGAUGUCCUGUCCCUCAUCACGUUCGGCGGCACCCCCUACACCGAUAACGACCGCACCGUGAGCUGCAAGGUCUACUGCCUGCCAGAUGCCAGCGUGCGCCAGUUUAAGGAGCUGACGGAGAUGGAGGUGGGCAGCAGCCAUUCUUGCGUGGCCGUGCUCGACAACUUUGUCUACAUCGUAGGAGGGCAGCACCUGCAGUACCGGAGCGGCGAGGGAGCCGUUGAUAUCUGCUACCGUUACGAUCCACACUUGAACCAGUGGCUGCGCAUCCAGGCCAUGCAGGAGAGCAGGAUCCAGUUCCAACUCAACGUCCUCCACGGCAUGGUGUACGCCACCGGCGGGAGGAACCGGUCCGGGAGCUUGGCCUCUGUAGAAAAGUAUUGCCCCAAAAAUAACGAGUGGACUUACGUGUGCUCCCUGAAACGCAGGACCUGGGGGCACGCAGGAGCCACGGUAGGAGACAGGUUGUACAUAUCAGGUGGGUACGGCAUUUCCGUGGAGGACAAAAAAGCCCUGCACUGUUACGACCCCACUACGGAUCAGUGGGAGUUUAAAACCCCCAUGAACGAACCCAGAGUUCUGCACGCCAUGGUCAGUGCAAAUAAUAGGAUUUACGCUCUGGGAGGCCGCAUGGACCAUGUUGACCGUUGUUUCGAUGUUUUGGCUGUGGAAUAUUACGUGCCUGAAACAGACCAAUGGACGACAGUGAGCCCCAUGCGUGCGGGGCAGUCGGAAGCCGGCUGCUGCUUGCUAGAGAAAAAGAUUUAUAUCGUAGGGGGGUACAAUUGGCACCUGAACAAUGUCACGAGCAUCGUGCAGGUGUACAACACAGAAACUGAUGAGUGGGAAAGGGACCUCCAUUUUCCGGAGUCGUUUGCUGGGAUAGCGUGCGCUCCCGUUAUCCUGCCGCAGGUAAUGACCCAGAGAUAACAACGCGCGCCCGGGAGGUCACCUCGCGUUGCAUGUUGUCAGGAUGCUGUGUGGUCUCUUCGUUCUCUGCCAGUGGUGUUGUGCGUUUUGUGGGUGAGGGAAGGAGACGAAUUGCUCGCGUUCCCUCCUCCAUGAGUCCCUCCUCCUCUUACGCCGUGUCCUGGCCAGCGCGGUGCGGCAGCAGCGCUUAUCAGCCUUCACAGAUGUUACAGCCAGGAGAAGCUUCUCUCUUUUCUUUCCUUUUCUUCAAUGCGGGGAGUGCAUUUUGCCAACUUUUCAUACUUCUAACACUGUUAUGCGCUGCAAACGCCGCCAGCUCAGGAGUCACAAAGUACUGUGGUACAUUUAAAAGAGUUCAGGUGGGGUUUUUAUUAAUAGCUCAAAAAAUCAUUGUGUGUUGCUUUGGUGUUUUUUUUUAGCAAACCAGAAAACCAAAUCCUGUGUAACACACUGACCUCCAGAAGCAAUAAAGGACAGCGGGAGUGGGAGAGCU